Messenger RNA from Quercus lobata, 735 nucleotides. RefSeq lists its product as uncharacterized. Bases 1 to 735 code for a protein of 244 amino acids. The record is from RefSeq and is a predicted model, not a curated record. The transcript has a single exon. Lineage: Eukaryota; Viridiplantae; Streptophyta; Magnoliopsida; Fagales; Fagaceae.
AUGGAUGAGUUGAGGAACGCCAUUAGGGGGAAAACAUACCAAAACCUGGAUAGAAUGGUCAGGACAACGAAUUUACCUUUCACCACGGCAGUCUUGGAAUGCCAUAUGCCGUUGAAAUUUCAAUUGCCUCAACUUGAGCCAUUUGACGGACUUAAGGACCCCCUAGACCACCUCAAUACCUUCAAGAAGACACUAGGCCUUCAACAACCUCCUAACAAAAUACUGUGUCGUUCCUUCCCCACUACUCUCAAAGGAGCUGCAAGGGAGUGGUUCACAAAGUUACCAACAUCGUCCAUCAACAACUUCGAGCAAUUGAGCAACACCUUUUUGCGCCACUUCGUCGAGGGACAACGCCCGAAGAGGCUAGCAAACCACUUACUCACCAUUAGACAAGGGGAGAAAGAAAUCCUAAGGUUGUACAUGAAACGCUUUACUCAAAAGACUCUAGAGGUAGACGAAGCUAACAACAAGGUGCAGUUGACAACCUUUAAAGCGGGAUUAAAGUCCAGAGAGUUCAUGGUUUCACUCGCAAAGAAUCCUCCUAAGACGAUGGCAGAGAUGCUCCUGAAGGCGCAGAAGUACAUGAAUGCUGAAGAUGCUUUAGCUGCCAUAAAGGGCGAGGAAAAGCCAGGAGACAAAGGAAGGAAGGAAGACGAUCAUAGAGGACGAAAAAGGGAGUGCCCAGGUCGUCAGACUAGUGACAGGAGUAAAAGGAAAGACAAAAAAACUCAUUAA